AAUCGCCAUAUUUUAAGGCUUAUGAACCCUAGGGGUCGAGCAAAAGACCAAUCAAUAUCUCGAAUUGAAGGAUAACUUUAAGAAAGGAAGCAAAAAUCGAAGAUGGUGGGGCUGCCAUAUGAUUGCCUUGCAAACCCACUGGGAGCCGUCCGGUUGACAUUCGAGAAGGUGGUGGCCUCCGGCUCGGAUCCGGCUGCACUUGAUGGCAACGACUGGGGCGCCACCGAUCUUUUCCGUCAGUUUCUAUAUGAUGAUGGCGGUCUCUCUCAGGUGCCAUUGCUUAACCCAUCAACAGUUAAAUGGGUUCUGCCUAACACACUUGUUCGCUUUCGUGGUAUGGUACAAGACAUGUUGGGCAAUGAAUACUAUGUUGGUGCUUACAAGGAUGGUGACAAGUGGAGAACAAAUAAGUUUGCCGAUGUUUCCCAAUGUCCUGUUGACGCUUCAUCUGAUAUGCGAAUUUGGGAGCGCCGACUACUUUAUUGUGUACCUGUUCCAGGGCAGAACUCAUGGGUUGAAUCUUCUAAUGAAUCUAUGAAGAAUGUGUACACAAAUUAUAUAUCCCCGCAAAGGGAGAAGCGCCAGAGGGAAAAUGGUGCAACCAUGAGUGAUGUUGAUGUUGUGGAGGCAGGUGGUGUCCCUGAGGAUUCUCCAAAUGCUAAAAGGAUGAGGGAUGAAGGAUUGGCUCCAGAGUCGUUAAACUUGCAGAAUAAUGUAUCUGAAGGAAGCUCUACUAGUUCUGGUUUGAUUCCUGUUGAAAAGAGUUCUUUCUCCUGCCUAGUGAAGAUAUAUGACUCUCCAGAAACGAACUUGAAGCUAAAUGAUGUUUUUGAGUUUGUUGGCAUCUUCACUUUUGAUCCGGAUACCACUGUAAAACGAGAUGAUGAUGAUGAUGAUGAACUGACAGAGAACUUUGAAGAUUCAUUACUUCAUCUACCUCCUAACAAUGUGCCUCGACUUCACUGUGUUUUACACCGGAAGCUUGAGGCUACUGAUUAUAUUUUGAGCCCUCAGUGGGAAUUAACGCCCAGUGCAAUUAAAGAAGUUCGUGAAUCUCUUAUUGGACAUCUUGCUGCUGUUCUUGGAAAUGACAGGAUGGCAGCUGAAUACAUGUUAUUGCACCUGUUAUCCAGGGUGCACGCAAGAGUAGAUUCAAUUGCUGUAGGCAAGUUAUCUCUAAAUCUCACUUGCCUUGGCAAAGAAAGUAUGUCUGUGUUUGGGAAUCAUCUCAAAUGUGCUAUAGAGAACCUUGUACCUUUCACGCAAUGCCUGCCUCUUACAAUCGAUUAUCUCAACACUGUUUCCCUUGCCCCGAAGAAGGAUUACAGCACAAACAGGCAAUCAUCAGAUAAAUAUAGUCCUGUGCACAGGUUGGUACCUGGGUUUCUGCAGUUAGCUGAAGGUUCGCACCUAAUCAUUGAUGAGACCCUAUUACAGACUGGAAUCCUGAACUCAACUGGGGUUGAAAAUGCAAGAAUUUUGAAAAACAUGAUGGAGUUGCAGAAGGUUGAGUAUGAUUUCACAUAUUAUAAAAUGGAGAUGGCUGCGAAUAUUCAACUGCUGAUCCUGUCUGAUGGGAAAUCAAACAUCCUGCCAGCUGAUCUUGUUCUCCCUCUUUAUCCAUCUUCAGUCGGGUGCAGUUCAGUAGUGAAUGAAGAAAUGUUGAAUGCUUGGAGAUGGUAUUUGGCUACCAUGCAGUCUCUGUGUCAUUCGAUUGAGCCACAUAUGCAGAAGAUUGUCGAAGAUGAUUUAGUUGCUGCCAGGCAAGCUGACAGAAGUUUAGGCAGCCAUGAAUUCAGCAGAUGGCUUACAAUGGGCCGCCUUAUGUCGGUGAGCUUUGGUGAGACGAGUCUGUCCAUGGAGCACUGGCAAAUGGUGAAAGAACUCGAGAGGCUCAGAAAGGAGAGACUUAGCUGAAUUCAAUCUAAUGCAAUCACAUUGUUGUAAAUUCAAUCUACUUUCAGUAACUGUUGAACGCAUUAGUGUCAUUUAUAAGCCCCUUUUGGCUGAAUCUGACUGAAAAAAUAGAGUAAUGAGGUGCGAAUUUCUAUUUUGGCUCGGCUUUUGUUAUUAAAAAUAAUGCGAUUUCUACACUUUGAAAAGGCAUCACUAUUGGGCAGACGGUGCUUAGAAAACAAAAUCCCUUAUUUUGUUAAACAUAUAUUCAAGCAUACAUAAAUUAGACAAGGCAGUUUAUUAAACUCUGCAGUUUUUUAAACUUUGCCUGAAAUGAAUGUGUUUUGAUGGGCGAGUUGCUAAAUAAAGCUUGCAUAGAAUGUCUAAAAAA
Striga asiatica is the source of this 2287-nucleotide messenger RNA. Lineage: Eukaryota; Viridiplantae; Streptophyta; Magnoliopsida; Lamiales; Orobanchaceae. The record is from the annotation of a GenBank genome assembly.